This is a messenger RNA of Schistocerca nitens (vagrant locust), 3412 nucleotides long. Its product is annotated as solute carrier family 12 member 9. Bases 132 to 2975 code for a protein of 947 amino acids. Lineage: Eukaryota; Metazoa; Arthropoda; Insecta; Orthoptera; Acrididae. The transcript is spliced from 15 exons. The record is from RefSeq and is a predicted model, not a curated record. Gene Ontology annotation, molecular function: potassium:chloride symporter activity. Gene Ontology annotation, cellular component: membrane. Gene Ontology annotation, biological process: potassium ion import across plasma membrane; cell volume homeostasis; chloride ion homeostasis.
GGGUGGGUUUGGAUGUUUGACAGUUGUGUGUGGUGCAUCGUGGUACUGUGAAGCGUUGCGAGUAAUGUGAUGAUUGUGUGUUUUGUAUCGUAAAAUUAACAUUUUGUUUGCUUUUUGUAUACAACCUGAAGAUGUUGUCACCGGAAGAGGUAACAAUAAAUCCAGGUCCUUUUUCUUCGGCCUCAGACACAAGUGUGCCAGUUAUAGUACAAAGAGAGGACGCCCCGUUGAUAAGCAGGAGGAAAUUUUUCUGGAAAUGGCCAAGCGCAGCAAAUCCGUUCUCCAAGAACAGCAAUAACAAUAAUAAUAAUAACAACAACAAUGGCAGAACUUUAGGAACCUUUGCAGGAGUCUUCAGUCCUGUGGCUUUGUCUAUGUUCAGUGCACUGCUCUUUCUUCGAGUGGGUUUCAUUGUUGGAAAUGCUGGCUUGGCAGAAACAAUAUUACAGUUUGUCAUAGCGUAUGGAAUACUGCUAUUUACAGUUGUAUCAGUGUGUGCUGUGUCUACAAAUGGAGCUGUUGAAGGAGGUGGAGCAUAUUUUAUGAUCAGCAGGACACUGGGACCAGAAUUUGGAGGUGCUAUUGGCACUCUAAUGUUCUUUGCAAACAUUGUUAGCAGUGCUCUUUACAUUACUGGUUGUGCGGAGGGAUUGGUUGAAAUCUUCGGUCCUUCAGGAUAUCUGGUGCACGAUGUGCUUCCAGAUGGUCGCUGGUGGAGGUUUUUGUACUGCUCUGGUCUUAAUGUCCUCAACUUGCUGGUGUGCUUGGUUGGAGCAAGCAUGUUUGCAAAGACAAGUGUCCUAGUGUUUGGCAUUGUUUGCAUUUGCCUGAUUUCAGUGAUUGUCAGCUUCCUGUCUGUUGGACCUAUGCAGAUUCCAUUUCCCGAGGCCAAUCAUCUUGUCAAGAAUGCAUCAGAACGAAUUGGAAUGUACACAGGCUUGUCAGCAAGUGUCCUCCAUGAAAACUUGUUUGAAAAUUAUGGUAAAGAUUAUACAAGAGAAGGGGAAAUAGUGACCUUUGCAUCAUUGUUUGGUGUGCUUUUCAGUGGUGUAACUGGAAUAAUGGCAGGAGCAAAUAUGUCAGGGGAGUUGAAAAACCCAGCUCGGAACAUUCCACAAGGAACCUUGUCUGCUGUUGGUUUUACUUUUAUAUGCUAUAUUGUGGUUUCAUUACUCACAGCUGCUACCUGCAGUGGAAAAUUAUUGCAAAAUAAUUAUUUAUUCAUGAUGCCAAUAAAUUGGUGGCCACCAUUUGUUGCCAUUGGUAUCAUAACAGCUACAUUUUCUGCAAGCUUAAGCAACCUUAUUGGAACAAGUAGAGUGUUGGAGGCAUUGGCAAAGGACAAUGUCUUUGGUCGUCUGCUCUAUUUCAUAGUUCGAGGUUCUUGGAAUGGAAAUCCUGUUGUUGCUGUCCUGAUGUCAUGGUUCUUAGUUCAAUUAGUGCUGUUAAUUGGCUCACUCAACACAAUUGCACAGAUUAAUUCCGUCCUGUUUCUUCUUUCAUACUGUGCAACAAAUCUGGCUUGUCUUGGUUUAGAACUUGCUGCAGCACCAAACUUCAGACCUUCCUUCAAGUACUUCACAUGGCAUACUGCUCUGUUUGGUCUAAUUGGAACUAUGGUUAUGAUGUUCGUGAUAGAUACUAUUUAUGCAUCAUGCAGCAUUAUCUUGUGUUUGCUGCUAGUUACAGCACUACAUUUGUUUUCCCCGUCUCGUGGUUCUAGAUGGGGAUCUAUAACACAAGCUCUUAUAUUUCAUCAGGUGCGCAAAUAUUUGUUGUUGCUGGAUUCGAGAAAGGACCAUGUAAAAUUCUGGCGACCACAGAUGUUACUUUUAGUAAGUAACCCAAGAACAUCUUGUCCAUUGAUUCACUUUGUGAAUGAUUUGAAGAAAAGUGGCCUGUAUGUUUUGGGCCAUGUUAAAAUUGGAGAUUUCCGUGACCAUGAUCGUGAUGUCACUGCUUAUGAAUACACACAUUGGCUGGAAUUAGUUGACCAUUUGAAGGUGAAAGCAUUUAUUGAGCUUACAGUUGCUAAGACUGUCAGAGAAGGUAUGCAUCAUAUGAUCCGAAUGUCGGGAUUGGGAGCAAUGAAGCCCAAUACAAUUGUCUUGGGGUUUUAUGACGACUCAACACCCAAGGACUUCUUAGAGAGUUCUGAUUCAGGCUACCAUACUAACACAUUCAGUGGAAUAUUGGCAUGUGAUGGAAUUCCGCUUUUUAAACUACGCAGAGAUUCUGAAGAGAAGCAUAUAAAUAGAACUGAGUUUGUGGGAAUGAUGGUAGAUGUUUUGAAGAUGAAAAAAAACCUUUGUGUAUGUCGCCAUUUCCAAACACUUGAUAAAGUUCGUGUUGCCAGGUCAUCUGCAAUAAAAUAUAUAGAUGUUUGGCCAAUCAAUUUCUUUAACCCAAAUGAUUUGGAUCACUUUGAUACAACGAGCUUAUUCAUGAUGCAGUUAGCCUGCAUAAUAAACAUGGUUCCUGGCUGGAAAAAACUUCACCUCAGAGUUUUUCUUUGUGAAACUGGCGAUCAGCAACUAGCAAAUUUAUCUUCAUCUCUUGACUCUGCAGAUACAUCGGCAACUCCACUUAAGGGUGAACAGCGUUUGCGUGAAUUGUUGCAGAUGCUUCGUAUUGCUGCCACAAUACAUUUGAUACCAUCUUACUCAGAAUUGUACGUUACGUGGAGAAGCACGUCUGGCAGUGGAUAUCAAUCAGCAUCAGAAAGCAGUGCCACUGAGUAUAAUUCUCAUAGAGCAAAUCUGCAAUAUUUGCAAAGUGUUAAUCAGAUCAUAAACCAGAAUUCAUCAGAGACAGCUGCAACAUUUAUCUACCUUCCACCUCCUCCAUCUUCAGUAACAGUUGAAGAAAGUGAAGUAUAUCCAAAAUAUUUAGAACUGUUGACAACAUUGACUGAAAACCUUCCACCAACAGUAUUGGUGCAUGGGGUGCAUGCUGUCACAUCAACUGCCUUCUGAAAACUUUCUAUAAGAAGAAAAAAAUGUGAUAUCAUGUGUAUUUGUUUUAAUUUAUGAUCAUUAUAUUUAAUCGGAACCAGCUAAUAUAUUUUGGAUAAUGCAAUGUACAGAAAACACAUAUUUAUACCUGUGUGGAUAACCACAAAAACGAUUUUAUCUAGAUUAUACAAACACAAUUGUUUUGGUUGAAUUUUAUAAGAUAUUAGCUACUGCAAAAUACUGACACCUACUCAUAUGCAAUGAUCAACACUGGAAAAAAAAAUUGCAUGAACCAUGUGAAAAAUGUGCUAAUGUGGGUGAAAGAGCAGAGACUCAAAAACAAGGUAGAAAUCUAAGUAAUUUUAUCCUGUUAAAGAAAGCACACAAAGAUGUAUAUGGUAGUCAAUCAUUGUUAAAUAAAUGGUAGUAAUGUGGUCAUGCUUCAUACCACUGUAGAA